Molecule: messenger RNA, 2964 nt
Organism: Sclerotinia sclerotiorum 1980 UF-70
Lineage: Eukaryota; Fungi; Ascomycota; Leotiomycetes; Helotiales; Sclerotiniaceae
Exons: 6
Coding region: 1-2964 (987 amino acids)
Molecular function (GO): oxidoreductase activity; FAD binding
Source: RefSeq, a predicted model, not a curated record
AUGCGAGAGGGAGGACAGAAGCUGCAAAAUUACACGUCUUCCGAUUAUCGAACUCAGUUCUAUAACGGAUUCAUGAACAAUCAAGGCGAAAUUUGUAUUACUAAUGUUACCGACCAAUGUGUCCUCAAUGACAAGCUUCUAAGUGAUGCAACUGCGUUCACAAAUGUCAGUUGCAAUCAGGGAAGUGUUUCAGAGUAUUACGUUCAGGUCGAGCAGGUUUCUGAUGUUGUGGCUGCUCUUAAUUUCUCCAAGGAGACCGGCAUAAGACUGUCAAUAAAAAACAGUGGACAUGAUUAUCUUGGUCGUAGUAGUCGUAAGGGAUCCUUGGCCCUUUGGAUGAAGAAGGUAUUAGGGAUGAGUUAUGACGCAUCUUUCGUACCUGAAGGAUGUAAUUCUACUCCAGUGGCCGCCAUCACGACUGCUGCAGGAGUAAAUACAAAUGAUGUUUAUGAGUUUGCGGAGACACACAAUGUCACAUUUAUCGGAGGUUAUGCAACAACAAUUGGUGUAGCGGGCGGUUGGGUCCAGGGAGGCGGACACUCCGUCCUCUCGCCUGUUUAUGGGCUAGGAAUCGAUCGAGUUAUUCAAUACAAGAUCGUUACCACUGAUGGUGUCUUCAGAGUCGCUAACGCAUGUGAAAACUCGGAUCUUUUCUGGGCCUUGAGAGGUGGCGGUGGUGGAACUUUUGGAAUCGUGAUGGAAGCCACCCAUCGUGUCGAGCCAAGAAUUCAGCUAGCUGUGGCGAUGAUUUCAUAUAAUCGCACAAGUAAUGUUAUGGAAUGGUUCUCUGUCAUUGUCAACAAUUCCUUGCCCUGGGCAAACCAAGGCUGGGGUGGGCAUUAUCAAGCUACGAAUCUGAUAAGUGUUACGCCACUCCUCAAUCUCUCCGAGGCAGUUGAAUCGAUGGCUCCAGCUACCAAAUUUGCGAAGGAGAAUAAUGGGACAGUAGUCGUAGAGGUUCUUUCCUCCUGGUAUGAUUUCUACACAAAAUAUGUGACAUCUAAUGCGGCUAGUGUUGGAAGUCUUCACCCAAUCGCAACUCGACUCAUACCGGCAUCUUUAUUCAAUAGUACUGAGGGCAGAUCAAAUUUGACGAAUUUUAUAGAAAAUUUGAUUUCUCUUGGGUACUCGCCCUACAUCCCCAACACCACGCCAUGGCUCUAUCAGUGGGAUCCAGCCUCAACGUCUGCUACGCCAGCCUGGCGGGAUUCGAUUUGGGAACUUUCGUAUGGUGGAUCAUGGAGUUAUAAUGAGACUUUGGAGCAACGACAAGCUCAAGUUAGUUUGGUCAAUAAUCUGACCACAAUAGUAGAGAGUUUCACACCGACAGGAGGUGCGUACCUUAACGAAGCUCAUCCAUGGACCAAUGAUUGGAAAGAAGCUUGGUGGGGUGCUCAGAAUUAUGAGAGAUUGCUUGAAAUAAAGGAGAAAUAUGAUCCAGAAGGGAUUUGUACCUCAUCUUGUAAGACUUAUGAUCUCUCUUACUAUCCCAGACUCUUUCCAUUUAUCAACUCAAAAAGUUCAAUCACCAUGGUGCAAAAAUUACGUCUAGCAGUUUCGCAGUCUUAUACACUCUCCACAACGUCCGCCACUCUUGCUGCUCUCUCUAAAACCACACAACAUGCCGCGACCAAAUCCAUCGAUCUUAUUUUAUUCCCAGAAGCGUAUCUAGGAGGGUACCCUCGCACAGCUACAUUUGGUGCAGCAGUCGGAGCUCGAGAUCCCAAAGGUCGUGAACAAUUCCUACAUUAUUACAAAGAUGCCGUCGAUUUAGGAGAUACGCCGGAAGGUGCAGGAAAGAAAUGGGUGAACAAAGAACUUGAGGUUGGAGAUGAUGGAAAGCGUGGAGAUGGAACAAGAGAGGAGCUUGAGAGAAUUGCGAGAGAAACUGGGGUAUUUAUUGUGACAGGAUUAGUUGAGAGGAGUGGUGGGAGUUUGUACUGUGGUGUCGUGUAUGUUUGUCCAAAAUUAGGAAUGAUUGGGAAGAGGAGAAAGGUUAUGCCGACCGGCAGCGAGAGGCUCAUCUGGGGCCAAGGGCAACCUUCAUCAUUACGAGCGGUUACGACUACAAUUCGAGGUGUGAAACUUACACUCGCAUCCGCAAUAUGUUGGGAAAAUUACAUGCCUUUGCUACGACAAUCUAUUUAUAGUCAGAACGCCAACUUGUAUCUGGCCCCCACGGCAGAUGCGCGGGAUACGUGGCUACCAUUGAUGCGGACAGUUGCAUGUGAGGGUAGAUGCGUGGUACUAAGCGCGAAUCAAUGCAUGAAGAGAUCAAAUCUUCCGAGCUGGAUAACAGGAAAUGAUAAAGACAGCGUUAUCGAAGAUGACCAUGCAGAUGGAUAUAGGCAUGCCCAAUUAAGGUCGAGAAGGAAGUCGAUCCUUACAGAUGAUGGAUGCGAAAUUGCACUUCCUCAAAGCAUAGAAGGAAUACCGGAAACCAUCGAAACUGCCCAAAAAGAUACAUCUGAUUUCAUAUGCAGAGGUGGCUCAUGUAUCAUUUCUCCUCUUGGUGACGUUCUUGCUGGUCCAGUCUGGGAUGAUGAGAAUGGUUUCUUAUUUGUUGACAUCGAUUUUGAUGAUUGUUUGAGAGGCAGAUUGGAUUUGGAUGUAGGUGGGAGUUAUUCGAGUUGGUCCAAUCGCCAUUAUUUAUUCAACAUAACAAAAUACGGACAAGCUGAGCUUGCUCAGGAAUUCGUGGCUCCUCUUGCUCUUCUUGAGGCACCAGUCUACGAGAGUAAUGUUAAGACUGACGUAUAUGUCAACCCCGCUCUUACCAGUCGCCCACAUACUUUGUGGAUUGCUGAAGAUCCGAUGGAUAUUAGUAAACACGAGAUCGCGAACACGAGGGAUAUCAUCCCCAUCAGUGAUGCGCUUGCAAGAUUCAACGAGAAGAGAAAGAUUGUUUGGGAUCGGAAUACUGUAUUGGAGACGCCAAUUUGGGAGCAGAAGAUUGAUUAUUAA